Molecule: messenger RNA, 873 nt
Organism: Macrobrachium nipponense
Lineage: Eukaryota; Metazoa; Arthropoda; Malacostraca; Decapoda; Palaemonidae
Exons: 5
Coding region: 184-588 (134 amino acids)
Source: RefSeq, a predicted model, not a curated record
UGCAACAAGGACGGGGCAUCGCUGGCAUACCCGGAGGAUCUGGACGCCCUGGAUUUCGUUGCUGGGCUGGUCCGCGCAACAGUUUCUACUGUGGGGUCAACGAACGCAGCUAUUGGCUUAAAUAAGGUUUUGGGAGACUGGACCUUCAACGGAUUGUUUUCCCCGUCCAAUGACGUCAUAACUAUGGCGGGAACCUCACCUUCUCCGUCUCAACUGUGGCGAUUCCUGGUCGUUCCUGAAUUCAGUAGUGACCCACUAAGCCUUCUUCCGGCUGCUUUGAAAUCUGACAAUGUUACCGUAGCUGUAUGUCAACUGUAUGGACCGAUAGAUUGCUUGCGUUUACCUCCUGAACCAACAGGGAACAUGACAAGGGUAUGGAGCGCUGGUGAAAAGACGGCGAUCUAUACAUGUCAUCUUGGAUAUUUCGUCGAGGGAAAUAAGUCUGUCACUCAACAGAACAUCCACUGCAUCGGAGUCUUAGGGGAUUGGUAUCCUCAACUGAAAAACUGUUCGGCUGUUGAAGGUAUCCUAAUACUACUAAUCCUCACAACCUUCGAAUUUUAUGUUAGGCGAAUAUUCCCGACCUAAUUCUCACGACUUGCACAUUAGUAUGAUUUAUUUAUUUAUUUAUUUUUUUUUUUUGUAGACUUCCUUUGAGGGCAUCUUAAUUCUUUGAUGUUACAGCAUAUAAAUGGAUGUAGUAAACGUUCUGUUAUGGUUUCAUCAUUAUCCUCUUUCAAAAUGUGCACACAUACGAGUGGAAUGAGUCAAUAUGGCAACCGUUUGUUAAACGGGACUCCGAGAGUGAAGAAGAACGGGCCAACCAGCGAACGAAGAUAUCUGAAUUAAAUAUAAGACAUACUUCUCUUGAUC